Molecule: messenger RNA, 2665 nt
Organism: Owenia fusiformis
Lineage: Eukaryota; Metazoa; Annelida; Polychaeta; Sabellida; Oweniidae
Source: the annotation of a GenBank genome assembly
GAAAAUAGUAACUGGCCUGAAAUGACACGAGAACAUCUGCAUUUCUUUACUGCUCACGUCUUUCUUAUUCAAUAACAAGUCUAAUGUAUAUGCUUUACUCGUCCAUGAAUAUAUAAAGUUCAACUAAAUUUCAAUUGAAACUGUUAAAAUUGAAAAAUCAUUGUGAAAAAUUAUGAAAAUGAAAACAAUAAAAAUAAUCCUGAUUUCAAUGACUUUACUUGUGGCAGUAUACAAUGUUGAAUGUACAUUGUCCAAAAGCAGUACGAAAUCAAAGAAAAAGAAGGUUGAGGAAGAUGUUGCUAUUACAACAGAUUCAGUGGUAAAACGUAACUUAGUGACCCCAUCUCCAAAAGUGAAAGACAUUCUUGGGCAACAUAAAGAAUAUUGUGAAAUUGAAAAGGAGAUAAAGAAGUUCAAAGGGACAACAUUAGCUUAUGUCACACCGUGGAACUCCCAUGGCUAUGACAUUGCAAAGAUGUUUGGCAAUAAGUUUGACUAUGUAUCACCAGUGUGGCUACAGAUAAAACGCAAACCAGGUGGUGCUUAUGUCAUGGAAGGGGGACAUGAUAUAGAUAAAGGUUGGGUGAAAGACGUCAAGCAUGGAAGGAGUGUUAAUCUUACCCCUCGUGUGUUGUUUGAUGGAUGGACAGGGCGUGACUUCAAUGCAUUGUUCUCCAGUGAAGAUGAAGUAGAAGAUUGUGUUGAUGCUAUCCUUAAAUUUGUUCAGGAACACAAGUUCAAUGGGAUUGUGUUAGAAGUUUGGAUGCAAUUGGGUGGCCAGAAGAAUAAGGAGUUACUCCACUUUAUUGAACAUCUUGGUGAGAGUUUCUUUGCAAAGAGCAAAAAACUCAUUGUUGUCGUACCCCCUCCAAAUCCUCUCAGCCAGCAGGGGCAUAAUAUAUUACCAAAGGAGGACUUUGAUCUCCUGGCUCCAGUCGUAGAUGGUAUCAGUCUGAUGACAUAUGAUUUCUCCAAUGCAAUGAGGCCAGGUCCAAAUAGUCCAUUACUCUGGAUACAAAAGUGUGUAGAAUAUUUAGCUCCUGAUGCAGAUUCUCCUAACAGACAGAAAAUACUUCUAGGUCUCAAUUUCUAUGGUUAUGAUUAUGCCUCUGGGCAGGGAGAGCCAGUUGUAGGAAAUAAAUAUAUUGAAAUACUUUCCAAACAUAAACCUAAAUUGAAAUGGGACUCUGAAUCAGCAGAGCAUUAUUUCACAUACAAAACCUCUCAAGCAGAACAUACAGUGUACUUCCCUACCUUACAGUCAAUUUAUUCCAGAAUAGAACUUGCGGAAGCAAUGGGGACUGGGAUAUCCAUAUGGGAGAUAGGACAAGGAUUGGAUUAUUUCUAUGACCUUUUGUAAAUGUUUGAUUCAUUUUUAUGCAAUUUGAAACACUUACGGAAUAGGAUGAUUGGACAGAAAUAUUUUUAUUAUUUAUUUGUGUACACUGGGUUGUUUUAAUUCAUUUCUAUGCAAAAACAUGUUGAUGCAUUAUUAUGGGGGAUUUUGGUGAAUGAUACAAUACUGUGAAAUGUAUCAGUGUCACAUUAAUUCCAUUCUUAUAUACAGAUGUAUAUUUAUCUUUGCGAAUCUUAUCAUGUCUGCCUCUCUGACUUACAUAUGUCAAUAUAUUAUUAUUGAAGAGCAGAUCUACUUUUCAGAGUAAAAAGAUUGAAGUUGACGCUGUGCCAAUUGACAAGUACAGCGUUUAAAAUAUAGAAUUAUAUCAGUCAUCCUAUGUAUAUAAUGAUGAAAUCAACGUUUCUUUUGCCACAUUUAAGUCAUUCCAUUUAUAGUAAGCAUUUUGUUGUUGCAUAUGUUGAAUGAGUGCCUUACAAGCCACAUCAUAAUUAGGAAUGUUUGUUCAUCUUUACCAACAUACCUCUAAACAACACUUUUUGCAUUGAGUCAAUACUGAUGUGGCAAUGAUGAGAUCACAAUGUUAUUCUUAUGACUUUAAUUGCUAAAAUCCUCUUGAAAUGCAAGAGGAGUAUACAUCUACUGUCUGAUGUAACAAAGACACUGGUGAUAAAAACACUAUUAAGAGAAACAUACACAUAGAAGAUAUGAAAUACAUAUUGGCUACAUUCCACAAAAAAUGUAAAAAAAUAUUCAUGAUGUUUGUAAAUAUAUGGUGAUUAUGAAACAUGUAUGCUCAAAUUAAUUUGGUAUUUGGACAAGAUUAGUACAUGUACAUGUACAUUAAUGUACUUCCACAAUUGUAAUAAAUUACAUUUAAAGGAAGGGGAUAAAAGUCCAUUUUGCUUCUUUCAUCAAUUUUAAUACACCCCACACUCUGAAAUCGAGGUACCAUAUACCAUUUUCUAAUUUUCUUGGUACCUUAUACAUGGUACAUUUGGAGUAAGGCAUUAUAUGGUACUGUUUGAGUUCAAAAUAUGGUACCAUACAGUACCAUAUUAUGUGGUACCCUUUUGUGCAAUAGUUGAAAUGGUACCAUAUGGUUUUGUUAAAGAUUGGCUAUUUAGGAAACAACUUUCAAUUUGAUCAGUUUCAUUUUUAGAGGAGUGAGGGCCGGCAAUCUGAAAUGUGUUUUAUUACUUUUUUGGACAACAUUGGAGUCUUGACUCAGACCCUUAUUAUGGUAAUAGCACUAGAAUACAUGUAAGUUAUUCUUCUUUUGUAAUAAAAUGUUAAAAUAUACACUUG